CGGGCAAGCGAGGCUGAUGGCUAAAUCCGUAACGUGUUCUGCUCCUGUAAACAUCGCUGUUAUCAAAUACUGGGGAAAGAGGGACGAGGAGCUCGUUCUUCCCGUCAACUCGUCGCUCAGUGCAACUCUGCAUCAGAACGAGCUGCGGGCAACGACAACUGUAUCACGGUGCGAGUCGUUCGACAAAGAUAGAAUGUGGUUGAAUGGCAGAGAGCAAUCCAUAGACAACCCGCGAUUACAAGCGUGCUUGCGAGAAAUACGGAAAAUAGCCGAAAAUGGUCGAGCCAAUGAACACAUUCAUAUUUGUUCCGUUAAUAACUUUCCGACUGCCGCUGGCCUCGCAUCAUCAGCCGCUGGAUAUGCCUGUUUAGUAUUUUCUCUAGCGAAGCUGUUUGAGAUUGAAGGGGACACAUCAACAUUGGCCAGACAAGGAUCAGGAAGUGCCUGCCGCAGCAUGUAUGGUGGGUUUGUGAGGUGGAACAAAGGCUCAUCUCUUGACGGAUCUGACAGUUGUGCUGUCCAAAUUGUUUCUCAUAAUCACUGGCCAGAAUUAGAAGUUCUAAUUUUGGUGGUCAACGAUCAAGCAAAAGGAACAAGCAGUACAGUAGGGAUGCGUCGUAGUGUAGAAACAAGUGAACUUCUUAAGCACCGGGCAGAGGCAAUAGUACCACCUCGUCUCGCCAAACUAGAAAAAGCCAUACAAGAGAAAGAUUUCAACACAUUCGGGCUCUUGACGAUGCAGGAGAGCAACCAGUUUCAUGCUGUUUGCCUUGAUACUUACCCUCCCAUUGUGUACAUGAGUGAAAUAUCCAGACAAAUAGUGAAUAUCGUAACAUGUUACAACGACUAUCACAAAACCAUCAAGGCAGCAUAUACAUUUGAUGCUGGUCCAAAUGCUGUGGUCUACGUCCAAUCUGGUGACAUUCCAGAAUUCCUAGCUCUCGUCAAACACUUCUUUCCACCUUCUGACAGUACAGACAGUUUUAUACGUGGCAGGUCCACAUCAACGGGAGAUACUCCUCAAAUAGAGGAACUGUUGAGGCGUAUGGCGUCACAGCUGCGUGUUCCUGGUGCACUACGCUACAUUAUACACACAGCUGUAGGACCUGGACCUCAAGUUCUGGAUCCAGAAAAUUCUCUACUUGGACCAAGUGGACUACCAAAAACACAAUUCCUACUCUAAUCAGCCUGACAGUUAAUUAUGUCCAGUUGAGCACUUUCCAUCCACUAAUCGGGAAUUUGACUGCAGAAGAAUUAACGACAGGUCUUACCUACCAUACGAUUUGUAAAUGGUGUAAAUGCAACUAACCUGUCUUCCACCAGUCUUCGUUGAGGCCAAUAGACUUUGAAUUGAAAUUUUGUCUUUGGAAAAGAACCCUAGAGUAGCAAAAUGUUGUGGUAGACAAGAAAUAAACU
Corticium candelabrum is the source of this 1416-nucleotide messenger RNA. Its product is annotated as diphosphomevalonate decarboxylase-like. The coding region runs from base 17 to 1183 and encodes 388 amino acids. Gene Ontology annotation, cellular component: cytosol. The record is from RefSeq and is a predicted model, not a curated record. Gene Ontology annotation, molecular function: diphosphomevalonate decarboxylase activity; ATP binding. NCBI's taxonomy places the organism in Eukaryota, Metazoa, Porifera, Homoscleromorpha, Homosclerophorida, Plakinidae. The transcript is spliced from 14 exons. Gene Ontology annotation, biological process: isopentenyl diphosphate biosynthetic process, mevalonate pathway; isoprenoid biosynthetic process.